AUGCAAACGGAGGAAGAGGUGGAGAUGGAGCUUGCCCUCAAGCAUCCUGACCGACAGAAUCCCGACAUCGGGCAAGCAGUGCGUGUCAUCAAAGGCCCUUUGAAGGGAUUUGUGGGCACAUUGCGAAACGUCACGUACCACGGCGAUUACGAAGUUGAGCUUGAAGCCAAGCUUUUAACCUCGAGGGGCGUCCUCUUGUUCCAAAAGCCCGAGAUCGCAUUCCGGUCAGAAGAAAGGGGCAACAUCGACACGGCGAAGCAUGGUCCGCUCCCUGAGCAGCCUCGGACCUCAUUGGGCCACGAAUUAGAACCCGCGUCACACGACACAGAUUCGGCGUGGGCGUAUUUGGUGGAACUUAAUGGACCCGAUGGAUCGAUGUCUUUAGUCGAACCUAAUGCCGGUCAACUCCGAGACAAGCUGAUGACCACGGUGAAGGGAGCCUCCCCAGUGGACGGCAAGGUGCGAUGCGAAUACUGGACGCGAAAGCUAGAAUAUGCCGAUGUCUCUCUCCAAGACCUCGUCAUAUUGCGACCAGGCCCUGGCGAUUAUGCGAUCAUGUGUAAGCAUGGCCCCAACUUCGGAGCAUACGGCAAAACGAUGCGGGGCAUGGCAGACCCGCUUGUUCUAGUACUGGAAGAAGGCAGCAGGACGCUUAGGGUGGAUAGGGAUGACUUGGCCCAGCUUGUGUGCAAAUAA
This is a messenger RNA of Sparassis crispa, 696 nucleotides long. RefSeq lists its product as hypothetical. The record is from RefSeq and is a predicted model, not a curated record. Lineage: Eukaryota; Fungi; Basidiomycota; Agaricomycetes; Polyporales; Sparassidaceae. Bases 1 to 696 code for a protein of 231 amino acids. The transcript is spliced from 4 exons.